Hippocampus comes (tiger tail seahorse) is the source of this 4130-nucleotide messenger RNA. It is a transcript of the gene naca, whose product is annotated as nascent polypeptide associated complex subunit alpha. Bases 113 to 4009 code for a protein of 1298 amino acids. The record is from RefSeq and is a predicted model, not a curated record. Gene Ontology annotation, cellular component: nascent polypeptide-associated complex. Lineage: Eukaryota; Metazoa; Chordata; Actinopteri; Syngnathiformes; Syngnathidae. The transcript has 10 exons.
CGACAGUAACCCGGAAAGGGAAUUUUGCUUUCCAAACCGGAUAUCCGUCUACAACUGAGGUCACAGGUUCUCUCUCGCAGCCAUCUUGGAUAUAACAUCCUGAGUUGCAAUCAUGCCAGGCGAAGCAACAGAAACAGUCCCAGUGACGGAGCAGGAGAUGCAGCAGCCACAAGUGGAGACUGCACCAACUCCUGCCCCAGCUUCCGCCCAGCAACCCCAGACAGCUUCUGGCCCGGUUAAGCCCAAAGGCAAAGAUGCUAAAAGUGCUCAGGGUCCUUCUGCCCCAAAGGCCGUUCCUGGCAGAAGGAAACGCUCCUCUAUGUCUGCCUCAUCCUCGUCUCCCACCUCACCAAAAUCCACUCCUUCCUCAACCCCCUUGUCACCGGUUCCAUCCCCCUUAGCUUCCUCACCAUCAGCUAAUCACGGUACUCGUUUUGCUCCAAAAGUUGUGAAGGCUGGCAAACAAGAUAAAGCCAAGAAAAUAGAGGCCUUUAUGCCUCAACCUCUCACCCAGGAUGUCACGGUCAUCGAACAAAGUACAAAAUCAGUUGAUACCAAACAAAUUGUUGAUGUGAGACCUGCCCCAACUGAGCCAAAACAAAAAUCUACAUCUGCUGCAAAACCUGUUGGAACCCCAGCAGCUAAAGUUCUCCCAAAAUCUGCUGUGGCAGCUUCAGAUUUUCUUGCUUCUAGCCCUUCCAAAUCUUCUCAAGUAACUUUGUUGACCUCUGCUUCUUUUCCUGCUGAUGAUGAUCUCCCACCACUCAUCCCACCUACAAAGCCAAGCAAAAUGUUAAAUCAAAGUAGUCCUACUGGCCCUUUAGAUGUAUCUAAAAUUGAAUUGAAAUCUAAGCAUCUAUCUGUGGAAGAAAUCAAGACUGAUUUAGAGCCAAAGACUAUGCCUGCUGAAAAAACUGCUCAAGUUAAAAAACCUAAAGCUUCAAUUGUCACUGGUGAGACCAAAACACCAUUUCAAACCAAGGCCAACCCCAACAAUUUGGAGACAAAGCCACCCACCCAGGGCAAACCUGCUCCUGUGGAGGUGGCAAAACCAGCUAUACAGGCUAAGUCAGCCCAUCAGAUCAAAUCUGCUCCUGUGCAGCCUGUUCCUGUCGAUGCUGCCAAGACAGUUCCACAAGACAAGGAUGUCAAACCUGCUUCGAUUGAGGCUGACAAGCCACCCUUGCAGGAACAGCUUGUUCCUGAGUCAGUUACCAAGCCAACCACACAGGAUAAGCCUAAGCCCAUGCAGGCUGCCAAGUCAGUCCCACAAGGUAAGGCUGCCAAGCCUGCUCCCGUUGAGGCCACCAAGCAAGUCCCAUCACAGGCUGCCAAGCCUGCCACGACGGACAGGUCCAUGACCAAGUCCACUACUGUCCAGGCUGCCAAGCCAGCCUCACAAGACAAGGCUGCCAAACCUGCUCCCAUUGAGGCCACCAAGCCAGCCUUGCAGGACAAGCAUGUCCCUGUGCAGGCUGCAAAACCAUCCCCACAAGACAAGACUUCAAAACCUGCUACUGUAGAGCCCACCAAGCCAGUCUCGCAGGAUAAACAUGCCCCCAUUGAGGCUGCCAUAUCUGCCACCCAUGACAAGUCCACUCCUCUGCAGGCUGCCAAGCCUGCUACCGUAGAGCCCACCAAGCCAGUCUUGCAGGUUAAACAUGUCGUUGUGGAGGCUGCAAAGCCUGCCACUCAGGAUAAGUGCACUACCAAGUCCACUCCUGUGCAGGCUGCCAAGCCAGACCCACAAGUCAAGGCUGCCAAGCCUGCUCCUGUAGAGCCCACUAAGCCAGUCUUGCAGGAUAAACAUGUCCUCGUAGAGGCUGCCAAGCCUGCCGCUCAGGACAAGUCCAAUACCAAGUCCAAUCCUGUGCAGGCUGCCAAGCCAGACCCACAAGUCAAGGCUGCCAAGCCUGCUCCUGUAGAGCCCACUAAGCCAGUCUUGCAGGAUAAACAUGUCCUCGUAGAGGCUGCCAAGCCUGCCGCUCAGGACAAGUCCAAUACCAAGUCCAAUCCUGUGCAGGCUGCCAAGCCAGACCCACAAGUCACGGCUGCCAAGCCUGCUUCUGUAGAACCCACCAAGCCAGCAUUGCAUGAUAAAAAUGCCCCUGCGGUGGCUGCGAAGCCUGCCACUCAGGACAAGUCCACUCCUGUACAGGCUGCCAAGCCAGACCCACAAGUCAAGGCUGCCAAGCCUGCUCCUGUAGAGCCCACUAAGCCAGUCUUGCAGGAUAAACAUGUCCUCGUAGAGGCUGCCAAGCCUGCCGCUCAGGACAAGUCCAAUACCAAGUCCACUCCUGUGCAGGCUGCCAAGCCAGACCCACAAGUUAAGGCUGCGAAGCCUGCUCCUGUAGAGCCCACUAAGCCAGUCUUGCAGGAUAAACCUGCCCCUGCAGGGGCUGCUAAGCCUGCUUCCGUAGAGCCCACCAAGCUAGCCUUGCAGGAUAAACAUGUCCUUGUGGAGGCUGCCAAGCCUGCCACUCAGGACAAGUCCAAUACCAAGUCCACUCCUGUGCAGGCUGCCAAGCCAGACCCACAAGUCAAGGCUGUGAAGCCUGCUACUGUAGAGCCCAUGAAGCCAGUCUUGCAGGAUAAACCUGCCCCUGCAGGGGCUGCUAAGCCUGCUUCCGUAGAGCCCACCAAGCUAGCCUUGCAGGAUAAACAUGUCCUUGUGGAGGCUGCGAAGCCAGCGGCACAAGUCAAGGCUGCCAAGCCUGCUCCUGUAGAGCCCACUAAGCCAGUCUUGCAGGAUAAACGUGCCCCUGCAGGGGCUGCCAAGCCUGCUUCCGUAGAGUCCACCAAGCCAGCCUUGCAGGAUAAACAUGUACCUGUGGAGGCUGCCAAGCCUGCCACUCAGGACAAGUCCACUUCUGUGCAGGCUACCAAGCAAGCCCCACGAGACAAGGCAGCCAAGCCUGCUCCUGUAGAGCCCACCAAGAUAGCCUUGCAGGAUAAACAUGUACCUGUGGAGGCUGCCAAGCCUGCCACACAGGACAAGUCUACUCCUGUGCAGGCUGCCCCACGUGAGAAGGCUGCUAAACCUUCUCCUGUAGAGACCACCAAGUCAGCCUUGCAGAAAAAACAUGUCCAUGGGGAGGCUGGAAAUCCAGUCCCUCAGGACAAAUCUACUACCAUGAAUGCUGCAAAGCCAAACUUGCAGGACAAACCUGUGGUAGAGCCAGAGAAACUUGCUCAGAAGGCUGAACUCAAGUCUGUGGCGGAAACAAAACCAGUUCAUGAGACAAAAGUGGUUGCAGAUUCUCCAGUCCCCGACCCAACUUCCUGCAAACUGACAUUGGAUGAGGCCCUUGCAAAGCCGACCCCUGUCCAAUCUGAGGUUGAGUUAUUAAAUUCUUUGGCAUCGCUCAAAACUGCCCCCACAUCUGAUAAAACCCCAGCCCAGGUGGAGACUGUGAUCAAGAACGAUGCGGGUUCUGGCACAGAAUCGGAGAGUGAUGACUCAGUCCCUGAGCUGGAAGAACAGGACUCUGCGCAGACACAGACUCAGCAAGCACAGGUUGCAGCAGCUGCUGAACUCGAUGAGGAACCCGUCAGUAAAGCCAAACAAAGCCGCAGUGAAAAGAAGGCGCGAAAGGCAAUGUCAAAACUCGGUCUCAGGCAGGUAACAGGUGUCACCAGAGUCACAAUUCGCAAAUCCAAGAACAUCUUGUUUGUCAUAACGAAGCCAGAUGUCUACAAGAGCCCCGCAUCAGACACAUACAUUGUUUUCGGUGAAGCUAAGAUUGAAGAUCUCUCUCAGCAAGCCCAGCUGGCUGCUGCAGAAAAAUUCAAGGUGCAGGGAGAAGCUGUAUCGAACAUCCAGGAAAAUACACAGACGCCAACAGUACAGGAGGAGAGCGAAGAGGAAGAGGUUGAUGAAACUGGAGUUGAGGUAAAGGACAUUGAACUCGUCAUGUCACAAGCAAACGUAUCACGGGCCAAAGCUGUACGUGCCCUCAAAAACAACAACAAUGACAUUGUCAAUGCUAUUAUGGAGUUGACAAUGUAAAGCGGACCCUGGCAAGAAGCGUUUGAAGAAAGGUUGCUGAUUCGAUAUUGGCUCAUUUGUAGAAUUUAUACACAAGAUGGAAAUUAAAGUGUGACUUAACAAUAAAAAUGUUGCUUGUACU